AUGAUUUCUAAAACCCAGUUAAUUUAUGAUAUUGAAGAUCCGUUAUGUAUUAAAAAUGCGAUUAUUGUAUUAAAUUAUUUUUCAAGUUAUGGAAAAAUAGAAGAAUUAUUUUUAUGGGCAUUUAAAGAAGAAAAUUGUAAUUUAAAAACAGCGUAUUUAGAAGAAAAAAAUGAAGUAGAAUUUAAUAGAUUUUAUUCAAUAUUUAGUCGAGUAUAUUCAUUACAAGAAAUCAAUGAAUUUCAAAGAAAUAUAUGUAAACCAAUAAUUGAAACACCAGAAUAUUUUGAACAACUUAAUAUUGAAUUAUUAAAAAGUCCAAAAGAAGAAUUUACAGAAGAAAUGAUAGAAAUAUCAAAUCAAUCAUUAGGGACAUUAAGAGAAAUUAUAUUAACAAUGACUGAAUCAAUGAAAAAUAAUAUUGAACAAUUACCAAAAGAAUAUUGUUCAAUAUUAAAAUAUAUUAUUGAACAUGAAACUGUUAAUUUAAAUAAACAAGAAAUUCAAAAAAUAUAUGAAGAAUUAUUUGCUGUUUUUAUUCAACAAAAUAUUGUUCCUUUUCUUCAAAAUGAAGUUUUACUUAGAAAGAUGUAUAAAAACGAAUUAAUCGAUCAAAAUAUUAAUAAGAUUAAAUUCAUUGCUGAAACUUUUAAAACUUUCGGAUUUAAAUCUAAUGAAAGUUGUGUUUUAUUACUUAGAAAUUGUAUCGACGAAAAUGGUCUUUCUGAAUUAUUUAAUAAAAUUAUUAAUCAAGCUGAAAUUAUUCAACAUCCUAAACCUUUAAAUAAAUUAAAUAAUUUGAUUUUAUUACUUCACUCUUCUAUAUUACCAAUUAAAAGAAAUUUAAGUCAUGAAGUUUCUGCUAAAUUAUUAAAAGCUUUGGAAAUACCUGCUUGUUGUUAUGAUGAUUUUUUAGUUUAUAAUAAGUUAAUUCAAAAUAUAGCUAAUUUUACUAUGAGUUAUUACCAUUGUUUUAGAGAAACAUUAGACAAAGCAGAAGCUCAAUCUAAAGAAUUAGAAGAGAUUAAAUCUCAAAUCGAAAAGGCUAAAAAAGAAUUAAAAUCUAAAAAAUUAAAAAAUUGUAAUCUUCAGAUUAGACUUGAUGACUUGAAAAGUAAAAACGAACAAGAUGAUGAAAUGGAUGUAAUGAGUUUCUUACGUGAGAUGGCUAAAGAAAAACAAGAAAAUCAACGUCUUGCUGAAAUCCAUAUAAAAGAAAAGAAAGACAAAAAACAUUCUGAUAAAAAGAAAGAAAAAAGAAAAUCUUUCUUUAAAGACGAAGAAAUUCCCGUUGUUCGUUCAUUAUCUUCUUUUGAAGGUAAAGAUUGUGGUAAAAAUUCUUACUAUAAAAGAGAAAGUUGUGCGUCUGUUUGUAUUGCUGGUAGUAGUGAAUAUGAGGAAAAGAAAAAGAAUAGGCUAUCUAGAUCAUUUUUAGGACUUUUCGAAAAGAAAAAGAAAGAAAAGAAAAGUGGUGAUGAAAGUGGUUGUGAUAGUAGUGUAUUAGAUUCUAGUGAGACUGUAUAUCCUGUUAGUGUUUCCUCAAAUACUCCAUCUCUCAGAUCAAACGUUCAUUUAUAA
Messenger RNA from Entamoeba dispar SAW760, 1575 nucleotides. RefSeq lists its product as uncharacterized. The record is from RefSeq and is a predicted model, not a curated record. The transcript has 2 exons. Lineage: Eukaryota; Evosea; Mastigamoebida; Endamoebidae. Bases 1 to 1575 code for a protein of 524 amino acids.